AUGAAACAAAUAAUAGGAGGGCAGCAAUUGUUGAUAUCAGAAGCCAAACGUGUGCUGGACUGUCUUACGAGCAACAUCAGCAGAACCAGCUAUGAGUCAUGCCGCCAAGUACCGUCGAAUGUCUCUGGAAUUAUCGAAUCGCCGGAGAAACACUUUAAGAAGCCGAUGACAGUGCUUUGCGAUCAAGAAUAUGAUUCCGGAGGGUGGAUUGUGAUCCAACAUCGCUUCGAUGGCUCAACGAACUUCUAUCGCAACUGGAAGGAGUACAAAAAUGGGUUCGGUCAACUUGAGGGCGAGUUUUGGUUGGGUCUUGAUCGCAUCCAUCAGCUGACGACAUCGAAGCCCCACGAACUGGUGAUAUUGCUCGAAGACUUUGAUGGCAAUAAGACAUACGCAAAGUACAAUCGCUUUGAGAUUGGCGGCGAAAGCGAACUAUACGCGUUAAAAACAAUUACUGGAUUCUCUGGAACUGCCGGAGAUUCGAUGUUUAGUUUCGCCGGUGAAUCGUUGCCUAGUGCCGCUGGAAUGAAAUUUUCUACUCUUGACUCGGACAACGACAUUUGGCCGAAGAGUUGUGCUGUGACGUACACCGGAGCUUGGUGGUAUUCGAAUUGCCAUAAAGCCAACCUCAAUGGACGAUACUUACGAGGACACACAAAAAUCUACGCUGCCGGGAUGAUGUGGCAUACGUUCCGAGGAUAUUAUUAUUCUCUAAAAUCUUCGAAAAUGAUGAUAAGACCAGUGGCUCAACGGAAGGUGUAG
Anopheles cruzii is the source of this 762-nucleotide messenger RNA. RefSeq names its product ficolin-2-like. The record is from RefSeq and is a predicted model, not a curated record. NCBI's taxonomy places the organism in Eukaryota, Metazoa, Arthropoda, Insecta, Diptera, Culicidae.